UUCCCGGGCCGGCCGCGUCCCGCCCGCUCCCCGCGCACCAGGCGUUCCCCUGCCGCGACCACCGCGCGGCUCAGGCCGGCUGCGCCAGACGCCGCUCCGCCCGCCCGACGGCGACAUGGGCGUCCCCACGGAGGCCGGCGGUCGGCGCUGGGGGCCCGUGCUCCUCGCUCUCUUCCUGGCUGCCUCGCGAGGUCUGGUGGCAGCCUUCAAGGUCGCCACACCGUAUUCCCUGUAUGUGUGCCCCCAGGGGCAGGAUGUCACUCUCACUUGCCGGCUCUUGGGCCCCACGUCCAGGGGACACGACGUGACCUUCUACAAGACAUGGUACCGCAGUUCACGGGGCGAGGUGCAGGCCUGCUCGGAGCGCCGGCCUAUCCGCAACCUCACCUUCCAGGACUUGCACGUGCACCAUGGGGCCCAUGAGACCGCCAACACCACCCAGGACCUGGCCCAGCGCCACGGGCUGGAGUCAACCUCGGACCACCACGGCAACUUCUCUAUCACCAUGCACAACCUGACGCUAUUGGACAGUGGCCUCUACUGCUGCCUGGUGGUGGAGAUCCGGCACCACCACUCAGAGCAGAGGGUCCACGGGGCCAUAGAGCUGCAGGUGCAGACAGGCACAGAAGCGUCAUCCAAGUGCAUUGCAUACCCACCCUCCCCCCAGGAGAGUGAAAACAUCACGGCCGCAGCCCUAGCCACGGGCGCCUGCAUCGUGGGCAUCUUGUGCCUCCCCCUCAUCCUGCUCUUGGUCUAUAAGCAGAGGCAGGCGGCCUCCAACCGCCGUGCCCAGGAGCUAGUGCGGAUGGACAACAACAUACAAGGAAUUGAAAACCCAGGCUUUGAGACCUCUCCGCCUGCCCAGGGGAUGCUGGAGGCCAAGCCCAGGCCCCCCUUGUCCUACAUGGCACAGCGGCAGCCCUCUGAGUCGGGGCGGCACCUGCUCUCCGAGCCCAACACGCCUCUGUCUCCUCCGGGGCCCGGGGACGUCUUCUUCCCAUCUCUGGAGCCUGUCCCUGACUCCCCAAACUUUGAGGCCGUCUAGACCAGCUGGGAGCCAGUGGCAGUUGUGGCUGAGACUGGGGCAGGUGCAUCUGAGCCAGGGCUGGCCCUCGGAGAAGUCAGCCUCCCUGGCCUGGGCCCUGGUUUUCUCUCUGCUGCUCUGAGCCUAGACCCUCAACCCACUGGAUGCUACGUGGAGGAAGAAAGAAAACGCUGGAUCGCUCAGCCCUGUCCCAAGGAUGUUGGGAUGCUGGAAUCCCACUCCAGAGACCUGAAAUUAACCAGGAACAGAUUCCAGAUGACCCGCAUCCUAAGAGGCCCUACAAUUUCCAGCCCUGCAGCAGCCUCUCUUCCCAGGACAUGAGCCAUGGGACCUGGCAGCAUCAAUGGGACCACAUGGGCACCAGGCAGACCGCCACUGCCACCCCUCCUAGGCAUAAGACACAGGACAAGAUGCAGAGAGACCCCUCCCUACUGUGGUCCACCUGGCUUUCUGAUUUUGGCUGAGGCUGUUUAUCUGGGAGACUAAUUUUUGGCACCCAUGGGGGCCUGGGGGCUGGGCUGGCCUGCCUAGUCAUUGGAGCCUUCCCCAUGCUUCCUACCAACAACCUCUCUGAGGAACUGGCAGCAAGUUAAGCAAAUGUGGGGCUCCUACUGCCUGCAUUCUGGUCUCUAGAGUUCAGUGGCCAGAGACCCCAAAACAGGAAGUACACACCGGGGCACUGGUGCUACUGUGAGCCAACUGGCGUCUUGGGCAAUGCGAGGCCAGGGUUGCACCAUCCACCGCAGAUGGGGGCGGGAGUGGGCGGGGCCUGCUGGGAAAGUGAGAGGAGGGGCUCCAUCUCCGGCCACCCCACCUCCUACCCCCACCAGUCAGCAUGGUCAGUAGAAAGGUGACCACAUGAUGCAUUGUCCAAACUGGGACACUUUUGAGCGUGAAAAGGAGGUGCUAUCAAAAACUACACUGGGGUAACAGGUGCAAAUGGGGACAUAUGGUGAGUCUGUCAAUGGAUUGUAAGAAGGAUGAGUUGAAAUCCCCACUGUGCUACUGAAGUGCCUUUAGCCUUGGGAAACCUCCUUGCCCCCUCUCCCGGCCUGGGUCUUCUGUUCCACACAAUCUGUGCCGAGUCUUCCCCUCACAGAGACGUGGUGGGCUGGGAGGAGGAGGUGCCUGCACUGUGUACAUAGAAGGGUUUGUUCACUCUGGACUCUCUGCUCCCAUCUCUGCUUCAGGGCAUGACCUAGAUCUGUUUUUACACACGCACACAAGGGGAGCCCUUUGUAGAACUGCGAUUAAAGGACUUUAAAGCACGGGA
Loxodonta africana (African savanna elephant) is the source of this 2318-nucleotide messenger RNA. It is a transcript of the gene VSIR, whose product is annotated as V-set immunoregulatory receptor. Gene Ontology annotation, biological process: negative regulation of alpha-beta T cell activation; regulation of immune response. The coding region runs from base 116 to 1045 and encodes 309 amino acids. Lineage: Eukaryota; Metazoa; Chordata; Mammalia; Proboscidea; Elephantidae. The record is from RefSeq and is a predicted model, not a curated record. The transcript is spliced from 7 exons. Gene Ontology annotation, cellular component: plasma membrane.